AUGGCUCCUGUGAGCGGAGAUCAGGAGCGAUCCUCGACGGAGGUGAGGGUGCCUGGAGACACUCAGGCCGAAGGCAGUCACGGGACAGAGAUCGAGGUCUCUAGAAUCCUCAAGAGGUUUGAAGACGCGCUGAAGAAGGCAGAGGAGACGCCGGAGAAGGUUAUGACCCUCCAGAAGAAGCUGGACUUGGCAGAGCAAGAUGCCAAGACCGCCGGCAUCCGAGCCGACGAGGCGGCCAAGCGCGAGACUCGGAAUCGGGCGGAACACGCCAAGCUCCUACAGGAGUCGGAUGAGCAGAACAAGAAGCUGUCCAGGGAACACGAGAAGCUCCAGGCAGAGUAUAAGGAAAUGAGCGAGAGCAAGCACAAGCUGUUUGUAGAGAACAUGACCCGCAGGAUCACCAAUGAGUCAUUCGCCGACGCCAUGAAAGAGUUCUCUAUUGUUGAGGAGAAAUUGAAUCAGGCGACAAAGGAGAGAACGGAUCUCGCCGAGAAGUUGCGCCAAGCCGAGACGGCGCGUGGAGAGGCGGACAACGAACUGGCCCGUCUGAAAGAGACGCUGACCUCGAUAGAGGCUGAGCGAGAUUUGGCAAAGGCCGAGUUGGACAAGGUGAGAGAAAAGCUGACAUCGACGGAGGCUGCGCGGGACUCGGUAACGACCGAGCUAGAGGGGUUGAGAUCAACAGUAGCCUCAAUAGAGGUUAUGCGAAAUUCAGCAAUAGCUGAGGUGGACCAGCGCAGGGAGGAGCUGUCUAGUUCGCAGAAAGAUGUGAGCAAAGAAAGGCUCGAAGUGCAGGGCCUCACCACUGUGCUGAAAGGUCUCAAGACGGCUGUCGAGGCGAUAAAAGCACGGCCAAAUAGCACUGGAAGCGCGGAGUCUGACUGGCAAAAGGCCGUGGAACUGCUGGCAUCACGACUGAACGCGUUCAAUAUCUUCGACGACGGUCGCCAUCUCACACAUUCGUCAGUCAUCCACGAAGUUGGAAUGGCAAUCGUGCGGGACGCGGAAUUCGAUAAGCUAAGGAGGUUCGUCGCGACUAUGGAGGUCAACGCGACCUAUUGUUUUUGGCAGGUGGUAGAGGCUGAGGAGGGAGACGAGAUCAUCAGACUGGAAAGCUCCAAGGCAACGUGCCCCUUGCACACGAUGGAGAAACGCCUCAGCAAGAGUGACAAAUGUCUCAGAUUCAAACGUAUAGUUCGCAAUGGCGACAGACAGCUCAUCGUGGGAAGAAAGACGAAGCAGACCACAGCUGUGUAG
Colletotrichum chrysophilum is the source of this 1257-nucleotide messenger RNA. RefSeq lists its product as uncharacterized. The transcript has a single exon. The record is from RefSeq and is a predicted model, not a curated record. Bases 1 to 1257 code for a protein of 418 amino acids. NCBI's taxonomy places the organism in Eukaryota, Fungi, Ascomycota, Sordariomycetes, Glomerellales, Glomerellaceae.